AUGGUGUCGGACCAAGAAAUAGCGGAAGGCUUAGAGACACUGCUCCAUCAGUCGAACCCUGGCUCUCUCACCUCCUUAAACGGCAUCGUACAGCAGCUGGAAGCAAAGCUAGGGUUAGACCUGUCCCAUAAAGCUGGUUUCAUCAGGGACCAUAUCACUUUCCUCCACCGCUCACACCAUCUUCCCAAAGACCAUUUUGCCCCUCAACCCCAUCCUCAAUUCCCUAAUAUUCCUCAUCCCCGACAGGUUCUUCAUCCCCAUGUUGUCCUUCAGCAGCAGCCGCACCUAUCCCACCACCAGCACAAUCCUUAUCCGCCGCCCCUGCCGCUGCAGCCGCAGGUGAAACACAGUCAGCUGCAGCCGCUGCCUAAAGGCGGAGAUGAUGCCCCGAAUUCAUCAGCAAAUGCUUCUGAAAUGCCAAAACCAAGCACUCUGACUGGAACCAAAAGACGAGGUGGUCCCGGGGGCCUGAACAAAGCGUGUGGUGUGUCACCUGAACUACAGACCAUUGUUGGUGGGCCAGCAAUAUCAAGGACGGAGAUUGUAAAACAGCUAUGGGCAUACAUUAGGAAACACAACCUUCAGGAUCCAGGUAACAAAAGAAAUAUAAUCUGUGAUGAUGCCUUGAGAUUGGUUUUCGAAACGGACUGCACUGAUAUGUUCAACAUGAAUAAGCUGCUUGCGAAGCACAUUUUUUCACUCGAUCCAAUGAAAGAAUCAGGUCAAGCUAAGAAGCUGAAGGUUGAAAAAGAGUCUCCAAAGGAAAAUACUGUAACGGGUUACUUUAAUGUGGUAUUAUCAAACAAACUUGUGAACUUUUUAGGAACCGGAGAAAGAGAAAUGCUCCUAUCGGAGGCAUUAAGACGUGUGUGGGACUAUAUAAAGGUUAACCAGCUGGAGGAUCCUCUGGAUUCGUCUGUGAUUCAUUGUGAUGCAAAGCUUCAGGAUGUUUUAGGACGUGAAAGAAUUUCUUCUUCAGAAAUGCAGGAGAUUCUUUCAUGCCAGCAUUUAUUUAAGAAAUGA
Fraxinus pennsylvanica is the source of this 1023-nucleotide messenger RNA. NCBI's taxonomy places the organism in Eukaryota, Viridiplantae, Streptophyta, Magnoliopsida, Lamiales, Oleaceae. The record is from the annotation of a GenBank genome assembly.